AUGUUUCUUUCCGAUGAAUUCUGUGCCUAUAAAUUUAUUGAAGACACUAAACUUUUGACUCCAGUUAUUGAUUUGAUUUUCGACAAAGCUGUAGAAGAGCCACAUUUUUGUCCUCUUUAUUCUGAUUUGUGCAAAAAACAGGUAUCGAAAAAGGGAAAGGAAAUAAGAUUUUCAUGUUUUCUUAGGUUGAUGUCGAGCGCCAAAUGUAUUUACAGCGUGAUAAAACACCUGAUAAACAGUCUGAUAAGCAGUCAGAUCAGGCAGACAAUCAAUCUGAAAAGCCAAAAGAGAAGAAGAAUUUUAGCUGAGAUCAUUACAAAAUCUCAACGUACUUUUCUUGCUUCUGAUGAGUAUGACAAUAAAGUAAAAGAAUUAACAGAAAAAUUAGAGACUGCAGAUGAUAAGACUCGUGUAUUACUCGAAGAAGAACUCGAAACUCGUCGUUCUAAAGAAAAACGUCGACUUUUGGGAAUUAUAAAAUUUAUUGGACAAUUAUAUCGACAUCAAUUGCUUAUUGAAACGAUUAUUGAUUGGUGUGCUGUUGAAUUGGUGCGUAGAUUCGAAGCAACACAUGAUGAAGUUUAUAUUGAGUAA
This is a messenger RNA of Meloidogyne enterolobii, 594 nucleotides long. The record is from the annotation of a GenBank genome assembly. Lineage: Eukaryota; Metazoa; Nematoda; Chromadorea; Rhabditida; Meloidogynidae.